GCAGUGGGGACAAAAUGUAUGUGAAAUGCAGUGAAAAAGCAAUGACAGCAAAAAUGUCAUUUUUUUAAAAAUUUCAAACUUCCCGCCGGUUCCGCCGCCCGAACGUUCCGACGUCACGGGGACCGGAACACGGAAGUCAGAUGCCGGCAUCCGCCGGAGGAGAUGGACGGGGACGCUGCAGGGGACACAUCGUGGGAGCGAAGGACAAGGUAAGUGCUGGAGGGACUCCCUAUGCAGCGCCGCAUGGUAAGCCCGAGUGUAGCUCAGGGUUACCGCUUUUGGUACUGAAACUUUACCCCGAGCUACACUCGGGAAUACCGCUAGGGAGGUUAAGUAAU
This is a messenger RNA of Staurois parvus, 338 nucleotides long. The record is from the annotation of a GenBank genome assembly. Lineage: Eukaryota; Metazoa; Chordata; Amphibia; Anura; Ranidae.